GAGCGCCACCACAAAGUAACAUAAUCUCGCCCAACUAUAGCAUGGUUUGUCAAUGCACUAGUGUAUAGGCAUAUACUUUACUAAUCUGGCCAGAUUUUCAUUUUAGUGUGUGACAACAUGGAUUAUGAUGAUGCCAACUUGGAAACGCAGCUCUGGCUGGUUUAGGUUGUUCUUGUCGUCAUGGAGAAGUGGAAGGAACACACAAGGGACGAAGUCUCGGCCCAUUGUACUUUUUCAUCUUGUUGGAUCAUAAUGAAGGACAAAGUUUAUGAUGUGACGACAUUUGUGAGGAAGCAUCCAGGAGGAGAAGACAUCCUGUUAGAGAAUGCAGGCGGGGAUGUGACUAGUUCAUUCGUUGAUAAGGGCCAUAGUCAGGAAGCAUACAAAUUAUUGGAAGGCUACUGUAUUGGCAUUCUUGUUGAACAUGAGAGGCUGGAGUAGUGCUGACAGCUACAUUUCCCCCACACCCAUACCAGUUAUACACUGCAUGGGUUUGGUUGAUUGACUCAGUGAACAGUACUGAUAAGGUGGUGGAGACCUCUAUCGGCCACAAUGUGUAUAUGUGUGACUCAUUUUGUUUCUUCCUGUAGUCUGCCUUUAAUAAAGAUAGAGCUGACAAGAUUGUGGAUAAUGAACAGGGCAGUGAGUUAAUUAAGAUCUCCAUCAACUGUAUUCCUGUGAUACGUUAUUGUUUUUGUACAUUCCAUGUAUGACUGGUGUUUGAACAAUCAUGUUCGUGAAAGUACUGUAUUUCGUUUUCAUCUUGGUCUUACAUUGUUCUCACUGCUGAUCGCCUUCGAUCCACUUUUCCACCUUUUUUUAGAUAUAAUCUGUCUGACACUUGGCAGCUAGCUUUGUUAUACUUUGUACUUAAAGAAAAAGCUGAUUGAAUAAAUUCGAUUUUGUGUUAA
Molecule: messenger RNA, 911 nt
Organism: Lineus longissimus
Lineage: Eukaryota; Metazoa; Nemertea; Pilidiophora; Heteronemertea; Lineidae
Product: cytochrome b5-like
Exons: 3
Coding region: 181-441 (86 amino acids)
Cellular component (GO): intracellular membrane-bounded organelle; membrane
Molecular function (GO): heme binding
Source: RefSeq, a predicted model, not a curated record